Solanum stenotomum is the source of this 3479-nucleotide messenger RNA. Its product is annotated as probable LRR receptor-like serine/threonine-protein kinase At2g24230. Gene Ontology annotation, biological process: protein phosphorylation. Gene Ontology annotation, molecular function: protein kinase activity; protein binding; ATP binding. The record is from RefSeq and is a predicted model, not a curated record. NCBI's taxonomy places the organism in Eukaryota, Viridiplantae, Streptophyta, Magnoliopsida, Solanales, Solanaceae. The transcript has 2 exons. The coding region runs from base 679 to 3246 and encodes 855 amino acids.
UAUUACCACUUGCUAUGAAGUAAAAUGAUGAUAUGAAUGAAUGAGCAUAAUGCAGAAUCAUUGAAUUCUCAUCCAACACCUUUACUCCAAAACUUCACCAACCCAAAAAUUUCUCAUUUAUGAACCCCCAAAUAUUUGACCAUAAUACAUAAACUGUCAAUUUUUACCAUAAAGUUUCUUGAUUUUUACUAGCUUCAUUAGGCUCUCCUGGUUGUGUUUUUUUUUCAUUUUUUAUGAAAAAAGAUUUGAACUUUCUUUUGUCUAGUUGAAAACACAGAGACAAAGCAUUUAUGUUUUGGUGUUUGUUUUCUUUGUUGGCUUUUUCAUGCAGAGGUCAGACAAGGUAAGUUCACAUUAUUCAUUCUUUCUUCCAGAAACCCCAAAAAUCUUAGUUGUCCUCUGAAAUUCCAUUAUCUUCUGAGCUGCUGUUUUUCAUUUUUCUAAAGAAAGAUUGGAUUUUUAUGCAUUUUGAGCCAAUUGUGUAUACUUCUUGAACUUUUGGUUUUGUGGGGUUCUGCUGAAAGUGUUUGUUUUGCUGAUUCUUGGAAAGUAGAACAACUUUUAUGUGUCAAAAAUGGUGUUAAAGUUCUGAAAAAAGGGAGAUUUUUGGAGUUGUUUGGAGGGUUUUGCUUCUUUCUUUUACACUCUUGAGUUUUAUAGUUUAAGCCUUAUCUACAAAUGGGAAUAGGCAUUCUUGGUUUUUUUCUGCUUUUGACUGUGUUCUUUAGGCCUUCGCUUUGCCAACAGCCAAAUACUGAUGGAUUUUUUGUGUCUGAUUUUCUUCAAAAGAUGGGGGUUACUAAAGUUCACAACUUUUCAGCUCACUUUUGUUCUUGGCAAGGGGUGGGAUGUGAUUCCAAGGAUGAAAAUGUUGUUAAUUUGACAGCUAAAAGUUUUGGUUUAUCUGGUGUGAUUCCUGAUAACACCAUUGGUAAACUCACAAAGCUUAAGUAUUUGGAUCUGAGCAACAAUAAACUCACUGGUUUGCCUUCUGAUAUAUGGAGUUUAGGUUCACUAAAGUACCUUAACCUCUCACAUAACCAUAUCUCUGGUGACCUUUCAAGUAACAUAGGCAAUUUUGGUGGUCUUGAAAUCAUGGACUUUUCUGUCAACAAUUUCUCUGGGAAAAUCCCAGAUGCCAUUAGCUCCCUUUCAAGUUUGCAUUCUCUUAAUCUUAGUAAAAACUUGUUUGAUUCAGAAAUCCCUUCUGGAAUUAUGGGCUGUCAUUCUUUGGAAUCCCUUGAUCUUUCAGAAAACAGACUCACUGGUUUUCCUAAUGAUUUUGGUUCUACAUUUCACAAGCUCAAGUUCUUGAAUCUUGCAGAAAAUGAGAUUCUUGGUAAAGAUUCAGAUUUUUCAAGAAUGGGUUCAAUCACUCAUAUCAAUAUUUCAGGCAAUCUGUUUAAGGGUUCUGUUGUUGGUCUUUUUGAGGGGCCAUUGGAAGUGAUUGAUUUGAGUAGAAACCAGUUUGAUGGUCACAUUUCUCAGGUAAACUUCAGUUCCAGCUUCAAUUGGUCUCAUUUGGUUUAUCUUGAUUUAUCUGAGAAUCACCUUAGUGGAGGGAUCAUUAGAGAAUUAAAGAAUGCUCGAAAUCUUGUAUACCUUAAUCUUGCAGAUAAUAGAUUUUCACAUCAAGAAUUUCCACAAACUGAUAUGUUAUCUAGCUUAGAGUAUCUGAAUUUGUCUGGAACUAGUUUGAUUGGCCAAAUUCCUCAAGAGCUCUCGUCGUUGAGUCGCUUGAAAAUCCUUGAUAUAUCCAAAAACCAUCUUAGUAAACGCAUUCCUCCGCUGAGCAAUAGAAAUCUCCUGGUUCUUGAUGUUUCAUACAACAAUUUGACUGGUGAUAUCCCAUUGCCACUUGUAGAGAUACUCCCAAGGAUGGAAAGGUUCAAUUUUUCUUUCAACAAUCUAACUCUUUGUGCUACUGAAUUCUCCCCUAAAACACUCCUUUCGGCUUUUAUCGGGUCAUCAAAUGGAUGUCCUAUUGCUGCCAACCCAGCUCUAUUCCACAAGAAAGCUCCGAAACACAGAGGACUUAAACUUGCUUUGGCAUUAACUUUCUCUAUGGUCUUUCUGCUUCUUGGUUUACUGUUCUUGGCAUUUGGUUGUCGAAGGAAAACCACGAUAUGGGCGGUUAAACAGAACUCUUACAAGGAAGAACAGACUAUUUCUGGUCCUUUUUCAUUCCAGACUGAUUCAACAACUUGGGUUGCUGAUGUUAAGCAAGCAAACUCAGUGCCUGUUGUGAUUUUCGAGAAGCCACUGUUGAAUUUCACAUUUGCAGAUCUCUUAUCUGCAACUUCUAAUUUCGAUCGAGGCACAUUGUUAGCUGAAGGGAGGUUUGGUCCAGUUUAUAGAGGCUUUUUACCAGGUGGCAUUCAUGUGGCAGUGAAAGUGCUUGUUCAUGGUUCCACUAUGACAGACCAUGAAGCUGCAAGAGAGCUCGAGUAUCUUGGCCGGAUAAAACAUCCUAAUCUUGUUCCAUUGACAGGAUACUGCUUGGCAGGUGAGCAAAGAAUUGCCAUUUAUGAUUACAUGGAGAAUGGGAAUUUGCAGAACUUGCUUCAUGACUUGCCACUCGGGAUUCGAACUACUACUGAAGACUGGAGCACGGACACGUGGGAAGAGGAGGAUGAUAAUAACAGUAUUCAGAAUGUUGGUUCUGAAGGAUUGUUAACCACUUGGAGAUUUAGGCACAAAAUCGCGCUUGGCACUGCUAGAGCACUUGCAUUUCUACACCAUGGUUGUUCACCUCCCAUUAUACAUAGAGAUGUCAAAGCUAGCAGUGUUUAUCUUGAUAUGAACUUGGAGCCUAGACUAUCCGAUUUCGGAUUGGCCAAAAUUUUUGGCACGGGACCCGAGGAUGAGAUCACUCGCGGUUCACCUGGAUACAUUCCCCCAGAGUUUCUUCAUCCAGAGAGCAGCUCACCUAAAUAUCCUACACCAAAGUCAGAUGUGUAUGGAUUUGGAGUAAUCCUUUUCGAGCUAAUUACCGGGAAAAAACCAGUUGAAGAUGAUUAUCCACAACACAAUGAUGCUAAUUUGGUUGGUUGGGUUAGAGGAUUAGUAAGGAACAACGAGGGAUCAAGAGUUAUCGAUCCAAAAAUUCGUGGAACUGCAUCACAGACACAAAUACUAGAUGCCUUGAAAAUCGGUUAUCUAUGCACAGCUGAAGUUCCCGCGAAACGACCAAGUAUGCAUCAAGUAGUUGGACUGCUUAAGGAUAUUGAGCCUACACAACAAUGAAGAUAAGAGGACACAAAGGCAUUGGCAACAAUGCAAUUUUUACCUCUUGUGUUUUUUGGUAUUUUGAGUUCUCUUUUGUGUUGUUACCUAACACAAGGGGAAUUGUACAGUAGUCCAAUAUUUUUGUUUGCUACUUUAUGCAAUGUUCUCAUUUUCCACUGGAAAAGUUUUUAAGUUGUAGUACAAAAUAGGCAUUUUGCUUGACCCUUGAUGAAGAACAAAUUUUCCACUCA